Messenger RNA from Seriola dumerili (greater amberjack), 414 nucleotides. It is a transcript of the gene nppcl2, whose product is annotated as C-type natriuretic peptide 2-like. Gene Ontology annotation, biological process: receptor guanylyl cyclase signaling pathway; cGMP biosynthetic process. Bases 1 to 414 code for a protein of 137 amino acids. Gene Ontology annotation, cellular component: extracellular region. The record is from RefSeq and is a predicted model, not a curated record. NCBI's taxonomy places the organism in Eukaryota, Metazoa, Chordata, Actinopteri, Carangiformes, Carangidae. The transcript is spliced from 2 exons. Gene Ontology annotation, molecular function: hormone receptor binding; hormone activity.
AUGGCUUCUUCAUCUUCCUCCUCCCCUUUUGUUCCUCUCCUCCUCCUCUUCCUCACCAUCGCAGUGGAGUCGAGACCGUCACCUCAACGAGACGACAAACAGGUGUUACACUCUCUGUUCGGCUCUCGUCUCACUUCUCUCAUUUUGGCCCCGCCCACUUCUGAUGAUGUCACUGAGGGCUCGGCCGGACGCCCUGCCCCCUCUGUGCUGUCUCCCUCCAGGGGGUUGGCUUUGAGUCAUGGUGCUGCAGGGGGGUUGGUUGGCAAACAGGAGGCGGUCCCUCGGUUCUUCCUCGACUUCCUGCGGCGACAGGCCAAGAUGAGGAGGCGGAGCCGGAAGUCGAUGGUGGGAGGAAGAGGAUGCUUCGGGAUGAAGAUGGACCGCAUUGGUUCCAUCAGCGGACUGGGCUGUUAG